Molecule: messenger RNA, 453 nt
Organism: Alternaria triticimaculans
Lineage: Eukaryota; Fungi; Ascomycota; Dothideomycetes; Pleosporales; Pleosporaceae
Exons: 2
Coding region: 1-453 (150 amino acids)
Source: RefSeq, a predicted model, not a curated record
AUGGGAGACUACAGUCAAGUGAUGCAUGAAGAGGCGCUUGUAGCGCGCAUUCUAUGUUCGUCAAAACAAACCCGACGUUGCUCUACCACACAGCUAACCUAUCUCAAAGCCCAGGCCCGCGCUAUCUACGGCCCCAAGUACCCCCAUGGAUCCACCUUCGAUGUCAUCUACAGCGGCAAUACAUCUGCAGGCAAUGACCUUGUCGCAUGGCUCAUCGUUUACCCGAUGCCAGAUAUGGCUGCCUUCAAGACUGGAAAAGCUGUAUCGAACGAGUGGACUCCAGUUCUAAAGUCGCGGCGCAUAGGCGAAAAGGGAACUGGCUCCACCCUUCAGCAAGGCUACCAGGAUCUUCUGAGGAAGCUGCGUAUUAUGAUGGUCGAGACUAUGGUUUCCAUGGAGAAGACAGAGGAGGCAGAGAAGUUAAAGAAGGACGACAUCAGCACUGAUAAGUAA